This is a messenger RNA of Quercus lobata, 1476 nucleotides long. Its product is annotated as lactosylceramide 4-alpha-galactosyltransferase-like. Bases 16 to 1359 code for a protein of 447 amino acids. NCBI's taxonomy places the organism in Eukaryota, Viridiplantae, Streptophyta, Magnoliopsida, Fagales, Fagaceae. The record is from RefSeq and is a predicted model, not a curated record. The transcript has a single exon.
UUUGCUAUAGCUGCCAUGAAAUUUCUAAAUUAUGUUCUCUUGUUUCAGCUUGAAAAUUAUAUGAUGGUCAGAAAACUCAGAAUAUUCACAAAGGUUACGAUGUUUGAUUACAAGGUACUUUGCCGUGCCAAAUUGUCUAUCAUCUUUACCAUCACACUUGUUGCUAUGAUCUUUGUCAUCUACAAAGACAGUAUCAUCUGUGAGAACAGUGAGGAAACUCGAGCGCAACUGAGAUCAAGUACUGGCAGUAUCAUCUAUGAAAAUAGUGAGCAAACUCAAGGGAAACUGAGAUCAAGUAUUGGUAACAAACAACUGUAUUCCAUGCAAGAAAAGAUUGAUGAAGUUGAAGAAGAAAAUUUGCAAUCAUUAGUCCUUCCUUUGAGUGUCACAGAAGAAGAGAGAAUUGCUUGGUUCCGGGAAAAGAUGCCGAAGAUUCAGAUUUUCAAGUCCAACAACUUGACACGGAAAUUUCAUAGUCGGGUUAAGAAAUUCUUUCGCAGUGGCUGUGAGGCACAAUUCUUCAUGACUUGGAUUUCACCAGCAGCGACUUUUGGAAGAAGGGAAUUCUUCUCCUUGGAGAGCCUUUUCAAGGCACACCCUCAUGGAUGUUUAAUGAUUCUAUCAAGAAGUUUGGACUCUGGAAGAGGGAACAAAAUCCUGAAACCUCUAGUUGAUAGAGGAUUCAAAGUUAAGGCAGUGACACCGGACUUGGCGUAUCUAUUCAACAAUACACCAGCUAAAGCUUGGUUUAAGGAGAUGAAGAGUGGGAAAAAGGACCCAGGUGAGAUUCCAUUAGCUCAGAAUUUAUCCAAUUUGAUCAGACUUGCAGUAUUGUACAAGUAUGGUGGGGUUUACUUGGAUACAGAUUUUAUUGUUCUAAAGCCUUUUACCGGGUUGAAGAACUCAAUUGGUGCACAAAGUAUGGAUAUGGAAACUAAGAACUGGACCAGGUUAAACAAUGCAGUUUUGAUUUUUGAUAUGAAUCAUCCACUUCUGCUCAAAUUCAUGGAGGAAUUCGCCUCGACUUUUGAUGGAAAUAAAUGGGGUCAUAAUGGUCCCUAUUUGGUUUCUAGAGUGGUUGAGAAUAUAGGAAAGCAACCUGGUUAUAAGUUCACAGUCUUGAGGCCUAUGGCCUUCUAUCCUGUUGAUUGGAUCAGGAUAAACAGACUUUUCAUGAAGCCAACAAACCGUUCUGAUUCUAGAUGGGUACAAGAAAAACUGCUUCAGCUCAGUGGAGAGACUUAUGGGGUACACCUAUGGAACAAGCAAACCCGCAAUUUGCAAAUCGAAGAAGGAAGUGUCAUGGGAAGACUAAUCUUAGAACACUGUCUCAUUUGCCAACACAUAUAUAGUUCUUAAUGGGGGAUGCUUGUAUUUAUUCUCUGGUAAAUGAGAUAAAGGGUAUUUCUUUUGUAUCUUUGUUCUUUUUUUCUUUUCCAUCUUUUCUGGUUGUUUGUCAAUAAUUAUUUGAUAGUA